Molecule: messenger RNA, 3321 nt
Organism: Vicia faba (fava bean)
Lineage: Eukaryota; Viridiplantae; Streptophyta; Magnoliopsida; Fabales; Fabaceae
Source: the annotation of a GenBank genome assembly
AUGAGCAGGCCUGACCGUUUGAAGGAGAGGGACAGAAAAAGUAAUCGGCAUUCUGCGGAUAAUUAUGAAGAUAGUGCAGCCCUCACAAGACCUGGUUUUGAAAAGAUUAUGCAUAGAAGAAGAAAUAAAGAAUUGCCUGAAAAUGUAAAAGACCCUGCGAAGGAAGUGUGGAGUAUUUCACCUGAAGGUUCUUUAGAGAAAAUCCCUGAUCAUUUUGAGUCUCCAAGAAUCUGUAAACAUCAUAAGAUUCCAUCCUCUAGCAUGGAGAAACAUGCUUCAGAGGAAGUAGUGAACGUAAGUUCUAGAAAGAAGAUUAAGAGCACCAUUGUAAAGGAAGAUGAUUUAACUGAAGGGAGAGAUAGAGCAACCAACAUUUUAGAAGCCAAAUCAAGUGCUGGUUUAAGUAAUAAAGGCCGAAAGACUGAAGAAAAGACUGGAAAGGAGAGGCGUGGUUGGAAAAAAAAUGAAGAAAUGAGUAAAAUUUCUGAAAAUAAAGCCGGGACUAAACAUUCCAGAGAUUCAGUUUACAAGGAUAGUUAUGCAGAAAAAGAUAGAUCAAAAUCUGAAAGGAAAGUAAAGAAAAAGAACCACAUUGAAGAGGAAGAUAAUCGCAAUGAGUAUCAUACAGAAAGGAAGCAUGACAGAGAUAGACAUGAUGGGGGGAAAACAAAAAAGUUGUUAAGCAAUGAUUUUGAAGAAGUACCUGAAAAGAAGCAACAUAGAGACUCAGAAAAGCAUAUUCAUGCAGAGGGUGGAGCAAAAUAUGAAAGAGAAAUCAACAGAGAAACAAGAGCGAAUUAUGAAAGAGAAAUCAAGAGAAAAUAUCGAAGUGGAGAUGGUGAAACUCAGGGCAAGAAUGCAACAAGGAAGCAAGAUAUUGCAAAGCAUCAUAACCCACACAUUGAUGAAAGGAAGAACAGGCAGGAAAAGGUGAAGUCACAUUAUGAAGAAUCAACCAUGAAGAGGAGACGAUCAAGAAGUCGGGAGCGUGUGGAUAGAAGAAGGUCCCCAAAUACUUAUCAAGAUGGAGAUCGUAAAGACUUAUCCAUGGUUUCUCUGACAGAUAUUUCUAGAAAAAAGCAUUCUGAUGAUAAAAAUAGAGUAUCAAUGAAUGGUUCAAGUAGGCGGUCAAGAAGUCGGGAUCGUGAGGAUAAAAGAAGGUCUCCUUCUUUUUCACCAAGGGCACACAGAAAGACUAAUCAAGAUGGAGAGCGGAAAGACUUGUCUAUGCCUUCUCUGACAGAUAGUUCUAGAAAAAAGCAUUCUGAUGAUAAAAAUAGAGUAUCAACUAAUGGGUCAAGUAUACGGUCAAGAAGUCGGGAUCGUGAGGAUAAAAGAAGGUCUCAUUCUUUUUCACCAAGGGCACACAGAAAGACUAAUCAAGAUGGAGAGCGCAAAGACUUGUCUAUGCCUUCUCUGACAGAUCGUUCUAGAAAAAAGCAUUCUGAUGAUAAAAAUAGAGUAUCAACUAAUGGUUCAAGUAGACGUCACCAUCGCGGAUAUCGACACAGUGGCUCUGCUAGUGGACUUGGUGGCUAUUCGCCAAGGAAGAGGAAAAGUGAAACUGAUAUUAAGACACCUUCACCACCAUCUAAGGUUUCUUCGGGGAAGAAACGUGCUGGAUGGGAUCUUCCUCCUGUAGGGACAGAUCCUUCUCCAGCUGCUGUUCCUUCUGGUUUUCAAUUAUCAAAUCAUAGUGUGUUGUCCAGCAUCCAUGAUUUAGCUUCUGCUACUUCUCAGGAUCCAUCCAUCGUGAAGCCUCUACCAGUGUCAUAUUUUAAUGUGGUAUCAAAUGGGAAGAAUGACACUAUUGAUUCCGUCCAACUGACACAAGCUACCCGCCCUAUGAGAAGGCUUUAUCUGGAAAACUUACCAGGUUCAGCCUCUGAGAAAGUUGUGAUGGAUUGUUUCAAUAACCUGCUUUCUUCCAGUGUAAAUCAUAUCCAACAAACUCGGCCAUGCAUCAGCUGCAUUGUUCAUAAAGAUAGGGGCCAAGCGCUUGUGGAAUUCCUUACAGCUGAGGAUGCAUCAGCUGCCCUUUCUUUUGAUGGAAGUACACUACUUGGCUCUAUGGUGAAAAUUAGACGUCCCAAAGACUAUGUUGAAUUUGCAACUGGUGAACCAGAGCGAUCAGUGGAAGUUGCUGUCACUAUAAGUGAUGUUGUAGUUAAUUCACCAAACAAGGUCUUCAUUGGUGGAAUUUCAAAUCACAUUUCUUCGGAUAUGCUUAUGGAGAUUGCUGGUGUGUUUGGAUCUUUGAAGGCUUACCACUUUGAGGCUAGGGUCAGCAGUGGAUGCGCUUUUGUUGAGUAUGUGGAUCACUCUGUUACUGCCAAAGCUUGUGCGGGUUUGAAUGGAAUGAAGCUGGGAGGGGAAGUAUUAACUGUUGUUCAGGCUAUGCCCGAUGCAUCACCCGUGGAAAAUGAUGGCCAACCACCAUCUUAUGGCAUUCCAGAGCAUGCAAAGCCACUGCUCAGCAAGCCAACGGAAGUACUGGAGAUUAAAAAUGUGUUCACAGUGGAGUCUAUAUCAUCUUUAUCUGACACUGGAAUCGAGGAAAUUUUGGAGGAUGUACGAUUGGAAUGUGCAAGAUUUGGGACUGUUAAAUCAAUUCAUGUAGCCAGGCAUAGCGAUGACAAGAAUGUUGCAACUAAAUCAGAAGAAGCUAAAAAGAAUGUGGGUUCUGAAGAAGCUUCUUUAGUCACACACACUGUUACUAAUAAUGCAGAAUCUAGUUCUUCGGAAGAGGCUACUCACUCCAGUUCUAUCGGAACAAGUGGAAUGGAACUCCAUUACGAAAAAGAUCUAGAAGAUGUUAAUAUUGAUAAAAAUGCUAAAGUUUUUUAUAAUACUACACGUGAAGAACAAGAACAUCUUGCAGGUGAUGAUGCAACAGUUAAAGAUGCUGACAAUGAGUGUAUGCCUAGUCGUACCAUUCAAGGAUGUCCUGAUCAUCAUGAUAUAUCCUUUAAUGCUCCAGAGUUGAAUGAUAACACGGUCGAUAAUGAUAUUGAUGUUGAGAAGCUAGUGGGGGACAAUAUGGACUCAAAGGGCACGGUUUGUCCAUUUCAGAAAGGCUUUUCUGAAUGUGAUAUUAGUUCAGAGUUAGUUGGUCCCAUAAAGGACAUUAAGGAGGAGGAUGAAGAUGAAUAUGAUAUUAACAACAUUGUAUUUGAACCAGGUUCUGUUCUUGUUGAAUAUGCAAGAACCGAAGCAUGCCGUUUGGCAGCUCAUUGUCUGCAUAGACGUUUCUUUGACGGCAGAAUGGUGACAGUUCAGUAUAUUUCCCUGAGUCUAUACAGAGCAAGAUUUACAAAGUGA